Molecule: messenger RNA, 1311 nt
Organism: Ostreococcus lucimarinus CCE9901
Lineage: Eukaryota; Viridiplantae; Chlorophyta; Mamiellophyceae; Mamiellales; Bathycoccaceae
Exons: 2
Biological process (GO): proteolysis
Cellular component (GO): chloroplast thylakoid
Molecular function (GO): ATP hydrolysis activity; ATP-dependent peptidase activity; metalloendopeptidase activity
Source: RefSeq, a predicted model, not a curated record
AUGGAGAAGUAUCCUCGCUGGCUCGAGAUUACGGCGUUCCUGUUCAACGCGUUGACGCCGAUGGUGAUGGUGUUCUAUGCGUGGCUUAUUUACGAAGGCACGUACAAGGAUAGCUCGGAAGACAUGUUCGGUAACAUGACUACGCGUAACUACGACUCGAACGUUCGCCAAGGGAUGACGUUGAAGGACAUCACCGGCAUCGACAACGUCAAGGCGGAAAUGUUUGAACUCAUUUCCUACUUGAAGGAUUUCGAAAAGUACAACUCCAUGGGCGCGCGCAUUCCCGCAGGCGUGCUUUUGUGCGGUCCGCCCGGUACGGGUAAGACGUUGCUCGCUCGUUGUGUCGCGGGCGAGGCAAAUGUGCCCUUCUUCUCAUGCGCUGGUACGGAGUUUAUGGAGAUGUUCGUCGGCGUCGGAGCCGCGCGUAUUCGCAACUUGUUUGAUCAAGCCAAGAAGGUUGCGCCGUGCAUCAUCUUCAUCGAUGAAUUCGAUGCCGUCGGCACGAAGCGUACUGAGACACAAUCCGGUCAGGUUUACGGUAACGACGAAGCGACGGCGACGAUCAAUCAAAUGCUGACGGAGAUGGACGGUUUCUCGACCGCCACGGGCAUCAUGGUGUUGGCGGCGACGAACCGUCCGCAAGUACUCGAUCCUGCGCUCAUUCGUGCCGGUCGUUUUGAUCGCAUCAUCGAGAUGGGUCUGCCGAACAAGAAGUCGCGUCAAGAAAUCUUGUUCUUGCACUGCAACAAGCCAUCGUUCGCGUCGAGUGUCGAUCCCAACUUGGACUACGAGUACCUCGCCAGACAAACUGCCGGUUUCAGCGGCGCCGACAUCGAGAACCUCACCAAGUCGGCCGUCAUGCGCUGUGCGCAAGGCGAGAAGGCGCUCGCGUCUACGGGUGACUUCUUUUUGGCUCGCGAUAGAAUGCUCGAAGAUACCCUCAUCGCGCAACUCGACGCGUACGAACGAGACUCGGUGGUGAAUUAUUACGCCGCGCAGGCCGUGGUCGCGAUGCACAUGCCUUCGUACGACGAGAUUAGCAAGGUGACGGUGUUUAACGGUGGUGUAGCCACGGGUCAAAUCGUCUACGUGCCGGAUGAAGUCGACUCUCCCGCGGCUCGCACGGUGCGCUCCAUGGAGUAUUACGAAGCCAAGCUGUGCGUACUCCUCGCAGGCCAGAUGGCGGAGCGUUAUUUGUACGGUCCCGAGAACGUAACGACCCGCGGCAUGCACGAUGUCGCCGCUGCGACGAAUUUGGCGUGCGAAAUGGUGAUGCAGAACGGGUGGAGUGAUUUAGGUCCCAUCGCCCUC